CGUGUUCCCGCAGUGGCACCACGCGAAGAAGAAGGGCACCGGCAAACGGAGAGAAGAGGCGCGAGAGGUGGUACGAGCACCUUUCUCGCAUACGGCGCUCGCUGUGGAAUGGCAAAAAAGAGAGGAGGCCCUGUGACGUCACGCGGUUCGCGCGGCGGUGCCGCUAGCCUCUCACUUGGUAGCCGACGUUCGACACGCUCGGUUCGGUCAUCGUGGUCGUCGGCUCCGUCCGUCCGCCUCGUCCCGACUUCGAUUCGAUCUGUCCGCGAUCUCUCGCGAUUUCUUGCACGCGCUGCACUUUCGAAAAAAGAACAACGAAGAAAGGAACGAGAGAGAGAGAAAAGAGACAGGUGGUUGGUCCGACUCGGCGAAUCGUUGAUCAGCGUCGUCGGCGGUCAUUUGUCCUCACGCGCAGGCGUCCGGAAGUAUCCGCGGAAACGACGAUUGUGCGAUCACGGGGUGACACAAGGGUCACGCGCACGCGCGUGCGUGCAUGCGCUUCGCCGGUUGUAAUCGUUCAUGAGUUCUGUUUCGCGUUUGGUGGUGAACAGUUUUGUAUUUUCGUUUCUUGAUUGUGCCAUGAUACUCUGGAUAUGAUACCGGAUGGAUUAAACUGUCGUCGAGGAUAGAUUCGCGAGGACGCGAGGAUGCGAGGUUGCGCGGGGGGCGGAAAGGCGCGGACUGCUGGUGCUGCAAAGACACUGAGGUCUGCGACCGUCACAGGAAAUGACCAUGACGAGCGUGGCUGUCGCCCCGGGUAGCCUCGGCGCACCACCAGCUAUGCUCACCCCGAAGAUGUAUCACCUGCAACAGGGUCUGAGCCCGACGUCCGGCUUGCCCUCCUCCGGCAAGAGCUACGACACCCUGAGCAAGGGCAAGAAAUCUUGGAGCGUGCGGCUGGGUUUGUCGCGGCAGCAUCAGAAUCCCGGCGAUGACCCCAGCAGGAACGGGUGGUGCACCAUAAGUGGCGGCAGCGUGCUCUCCCGCCAAAUGGUCUAUAGUGGCGAUCCGUGGCUGUAUGGCACGGUCAGGUCAUCGAGGCCCGCGAGUCUUGGUCACGACCCGCCGCGACCCUUCCUGACGCCGCCACCCCCGGGCGUGACGCCGCUGCUCGUGGUAUGUUCCUGUCCGGAGUUCCUCGCCGGCACCGUCAGGAAGCUCGGCAGCUGUCGCAAGUGCGGCGGCCACCGGGUGGCCGGGCUGCCCCUCGGCGGAACUUGCCGGCUACCACCGUCCUCGCGAUCUCGGCCGAGCCUCGCCGGCAUCCUAAGGGCUUCGAUCGAUGAUCCGUAUGAUCAGAUGCGACGAAACCGGCUGGUGGAGCCGAGAUCGCGGGCGCGCAGCAUCUCACCGCAUCGAUCGACCUCGCAGCGAGAUUCCAGGAGCCAGAGCGUAGCCGCGCGAGCUGCCGUAAAAGAGCGGAAGGGUCCGAUCGAGGGCACGACAUCGUCGUCGUCGUCGUCGCGGUCCGAAUGGUUCGACAAAGAGCCAAGCGUGGUUACCGGUUACGACGAUCGCAAAUCGCGACCUGGUUUUACCAGCGCCGCUGGCGGCGGCGCGUCUUCGGAUGAUUGGUUGAAGCUGGAAGAGGCCUCGGAGAACCACUCGCGAAUUCAUUCCGCCGCGACGACGUCCGCGAGACUCGCCCACGUUCCAAAGAAGCCGCCGAGGGAGACGAGUCAGAGGAGGGCCAGUCAGGGCGACUGGAAGAACGGCACGACGCCGCAGUCGAAGGGUCAACCGGAUUCGCGAAAGAGCAUUCUCGAGUGCGACGUGAAUCCGUACCUCUUGCUGAAGAAGCAGAAGGACGAGGAUGAUUUGAGCGACGAUCUGUCGGACAACGCGCUGGAGCAGGACGAUCUCAGGACAACGGCAUCGUCCAGUUUGUUCGACCCGUCGAAGGUAAAGUCGAUUGAGAGGAUACCGAACAGGAGCGCUGUGGCGGCGAUUGGCGGUCAGCGGAUCAGAGUGUUCAACGAGAGGCCCAGGGAGAUCUCAGACGACGACGACGAUGUACCACCACCGGUUACGAGAAUCCCGAUACCGAAGGUGUCACCGAAAAGACCGCCUAGACGACUGAAGGAGGCCCGGCAAACGUUGAAGAGCAUCCUAAAGCGCGGCCGAGUAAGCGAGAGCAAGAGGAAGAACGUGCUGUUCAAUGUCGACAACGUGAUAUUCGCACCUGAGAAACCGUCCGAGGCGACGCGAUUGUCGUGGAGCAGAAUUGGUAGAAUCGCCAACUGCGGCAAGGAGAAGAGGGACAACAGUCCAGAACCUGAGGAAAAAGAAGCACCAAUCGUACCGCAGGAACAGCAGGAGAAACACAAUUUCAUCACAAUCCCAAACAUCAAGGACCCGAAGGUCGAUAGGAUCAGGUUCCAGGAACCGAGAAUCGUGCCGGAAGUGAAGAAGACUGCACCGCCUGGUCCCGACAGGAUCAAGAUAGACAAAUUCGUUCCAUCCAGGAAGCUCGAUCGGCCAAUAGCGUCGAAGAAACGGGUGGAGAUCCGUGAAUCGCGAUCUUCGUUCGAGAACGCGCUCUCCUCUUCGGAGAUUGACGUUCCCAAAGAAGAGGAAAGAAUAAUACCGGAAGAGAGGACGAUUAGGUCCGAAGACGAGACGGAGCUGGAGAUCGAGAUCGAAGAGUUGAAGGACCGUCUGCCUGGCAUCGCGGUGGACGAAAAGGAUCUGAUCUUAAAGUCCGAAGAGAACUCGAGAAAAUCCUUCUUAACGCGAAGCCAAAGCGACCGGUCGUUCAGCAGACCAGAGGUAUCGGCAAGCAAUGUAUUGUUCUCAGACACAAUGCGUCUCAGCCUCAGCAAAAAGAUCAAGGAGCCGCAGUCAUCGACCAUUGAUACGCUCACAUGCGCAAUUUCGCACGAGGCCGCCGACGAGGAAAGCCCAAAAGGAAAGGGCGGGACAGAGGAACGUGAAGAAGAAGUUAGAGUCUGCGACGAACUUAAGAAACCCGGCUGCGAGGUCGAGGCGAACAAGGACGUUAGGAAGAUCCCCGAGAAGAUCACCGAUAACGGCUUUCAGAAGGAGGCCGAGUCGCCGCCAGAUGCACGUAGCGAUAUUUCUGACACGAGCAACGAGCAUUUCCGUAUGAUGAGACCUACGAACUGGUCCCCACCGCCCGGCAGGCAAAGGCAUCGCUUCAAGAUCGGCGAUUCAGAUCUGGAUAACAAUUCGAUCAGAGAUCAUCGAAGAACGAUCUCAUCGGCGUCGACGGCAUCGUGGAACUCGACGAGCUCGUACGGAUCCUCGAAGAUCGAGAUUAACUCACCCGAGAGUAACAUUUGCAAGAUCACGGUGAGCCCGCGCUCGUCGCCACUGGUCCAUCGGUUGCAGAUUGGUCCGAAUUCUGGUCCGAAAGGUACCAGAAGAACAUCCAUCCUAAUCAAUGGCGAUCACAGUAUCAGCCCGGAAUCAGCGCCCGGCAACAAGGUGACCAUCAGCGUUGGCGGAGAAGAUAGCGUGUGCAAUCCAACAGUGAUCUCCGUGAACUCGGAGAAUCCGCCAAAGAUCCAGAGCUCCGUCGAGAAUCGCACUCUAGUUAUACUCGAGAAUUACAGGUCAAACAUCGUGGUCGAGUCAGCGAGCGACGAUUCACGUUCUAAGAAAGUCGGAAAAGGCAGUCGUGUUGAGGAUAAUGAGGUAAAUCUGAAGACGAACGGCGAAGCGUCACCCAGCGAGGAAACCUCAACUUACCAACACAUGGAGCUGACGAACCCCGAAAAGCAGAAGAGAUUGAGUGUCGAGUUUAAACCUUCCAACGCUAAUCAGUCCCCGAGGUACUACGCGUCCGACGAGAGGUCGAUUCGACCGGAAUCGAAAGCACGAUUGAAGGACAUCGAAGGUUCCUUCAAAUUGCCCGGCCUGUCGAAGGAAGCGCUGAUCUCGAAGCUACUUGAGGAUUCCCUGCGAAAAGCUCGCGAGAAUGGUGAAAUUCUCGAUGAGGACAGCGGCCAGGCUAUUCUGAAGAUCCUGAAGCAGAGCUUGUUGAAGAGCAAGGAGUACGAGAGCUCCGAGUCCACCAUCGACGCCAACUACUCGCGAUCGUCCAGUCUGAACUCAGACGGCGACUUUGUCUCGACGAAUCUAUUCCUCGAGGAAAAUCCUUACGAGGUGAUCAAGGAACCGAUCUACGAGGAGAUACCGGACGAACCGCCACCAUUACCCCUGAGCCCGCCACCCACAGAGGAUUACAUCAAGGACAGGAUCUAUUUCGGUGACGUCGAGUAUUACAAAAAAGUCGCGCCGGGUCAGUUCCUCGGUCCCUUUCUGUCCGAGGAGGUCUUCAAGAAGUCCAACUCGGAAGACUUGGCCGAAACUUACUUAUCUAAGAGUCCCGAGGACUUCUUCAAGAAGAUGUCGACCUCGCCCGAGGAUGAGAAUAGCAUCUCCACCAAGUUCGAGUUGCUGAAUUUCCUGAUGGACUCUAAAGAACGCGCGCGUCCUACGGAGGAGGACGAGGACGAGGACGAGGACGAAGAGGAUGACGCUGAGGGAGACCUGGAGGCUCUGUACGAGCAAAAGGAAACUAGCCUCGGCGAUCUCAGUUCUAAGAGCUCGCAGAUCUCUAACGUAUCCGACAGCAGCGAAGAGUGCAAUAUUAUCCUGACAAACUCGCCGGAGACGUUAAAGUCGAGAACGGUCGACAUAGAAAGAACCGAUAGUGGAGUAGGUUCUGAAAGCAGUCAAGCCAGCAGCACUCGCGGUGUUGCGAGACGAUGGAGAACGGGAAACGUUUCCUCUGGUCCGGGAAGCCUCCUGGGCGGAAUGCCGCAAGUAAUUUCCGGCGCCACAAAGCUGUGCGAGGAUUGCGAACAGCGACUGGAUCCUUUGAUAACGGACAGCGGCGUGGUUUAUGCGCCUUUCGUCUGCAGGAAGUGCUCGAAGAAGCGCGCGGAACGAAAAGAAAUCAUCACGGAAAUCGUGGAAACCGAACAGAAGUACGGCCGAGAUCUACAGAUCAUACUCGAAGAGUUUCAUCGGCCGAUGCUGAGAGCGGGCCUCCUCACGUCAGAACAGCUAUCGGCGAUCUUUCUGAACGUCGAGGAGCUGCUCGAACAUAAUCUGGCCUUAGCCGAGAAAUUAAAGGACAACGUGGAAUUCGCUCAGGAAUCCGGGGACGAGGAUCUCCUGACAGUGGACGUGGGCAAGAUAUUUCUCGAGUCGGAGAGGAUGCUCCACGCGUUCGAGAGCUACUGCACACGCCAGGGCAGCGCUAGUCUGUUAUUGCAAAAUUUAGAAAAGGAAAAGGAGCUUCUCCGCAUCUUUCUCAGGGUCUCUCAAAUGGAGAACACGGUUUUGCGUAGGAUGAAUCUGAACUCCUUUUUAAUGGUUCCUGUUCAAAGAGUCACGAAGUAUCCCCUGCUGCUUGCGCGUCUGCUCAAAGCAACACCUUCCGUCCGACCUGACAUCCAGGAAGCGAAAAAGAGACUCAAACAGGCACAAACCAAUAUAGAGCUACACUUAGAACAUAUGAAUGCUGAGGCAAAGGACGUUACAUCGACGAAAUUAUGGAGGAGAAUAUCAAUCAUUCAGAAUGGAAGACGGUCCAUUGGCGAACAGGACAUGGUGAACAUCAAGCUAAGAAAAAUGGCCGUCGAGAUCCUGGAGUGGGCUCACGAGGAGGCCAGGUUUGUUCUUGAGGGACGUCUUCUGGUAGCACAGCCAACCGAUAAUAAUUGGAGGCGCGGUCGAACGGUCAAACUCGCUCCUGUCACUGCCAUGCUUGUUACAAACGGCAAACCAAACGCCGAGUAUCCCGAAUUCAACGACGACUCGCUCUUUCCAAAACACAUAGGCAUCAAGGAAGCUACCCUACUCUUGGUCAAAGAGAAACUUGGACGAUACUCAUUGUUACGAGAGCCGUUAUAUCUUGAUAAGUGCAUAGUGUGUUGUGAAACGGAUCUGGAAGAUUAUUUCGAAGUACAGGAAUUGUCUUCCAAGGAGACGUUUAUAUUUAAGGUAAGGCGUGUCUGUAUUGCUUAUAUAUCUUCCAAUCUUCGAUCAAAGUUUAACGAAUUGAUAUUGAUUGGAAUAAAUUGGUGUGUUAUAGGCAGAAGAUGGCGCGAGGACGAAGCGUUGGUGCAGAACGUUACAGGCUCAUGCACAAUCCCUUGGUGCUUGGCGUAAACGUCGAGGGGCCCUUCCUAACAUCAUGAUUUGCGGCGUAGCAAGGAAUUAAUCAAGUCUUAGAUGUAAUAGAACGCGAUAUUAGGUGAUAUUGAAGAUAUAGUAUCCCGAACGGCGUGAACGAGAUCCUAAGCGAUUACAUGAUCUCCAUUGAUGUUAGUGAUGAUGAUUAAUGAAGAGAAGACACUGGACCAAAGGAUUUCCUCGACUUAUCGAUACGUUGUCGACGAGUGAUACGAAAGUCUAGUUCUUACCGGAUUCAAGGCGUGAGGUCGCCCGUAUUUGGUAUUGUUACAGUACGUUGCAGAGACUUGCGUUUCCUACGUCACUGUAAUUUGAAUGUUACGCGGCGCGCCGAGUCGCGCAUGCACGAUUUCAUCGAUUCCUAAUUAUUAAUAAAUAAUUUUAAAUACAUAUUUCUAAUAUAUAUGCCUGCAUAGGACUAUUUAAUAUCUACGAUUAUAUUCUUCAAAGACAAGCGACGAGUAGCUGUGAUAUCGACCGGUGUGUAUUGGGUAAUAGUUCUCUUUUCGCAAAUCAUUUCUGCGGAUAUUAAUCUUACGGAUAUACUGAUGUAUAUCUUAUCCGUCUUACCUUCCAUCUGCGAUUUUUUUACCAGUAUCGCGCGUUGCGGAAACGUCGAAAAUAGGGUAGACUUUCUAUUCUAGAUUUGAGUAAUAGGGUAAUAGGGUUCGCAGACUAAUAGUAUCGAGGAAACAAGAGUAUCAAGAAUACAGGGUGCCGUAUUGUGUAAACGGCGAAUAUUGACGUUUUGUAAAACUACGAAGGUAUUCUUCCUUCUAUCAUUAUUUUCCCAUUUUCAAGAUAAUUAACAGUAUUUUUACUAUAUCUAACACACACACACACACACACACACACACACACACACACACACACACACACACACACAAGCAAAUUGUAUAUUGUAUAUUUUAUUUAAGUGCUAAGCCAUAUAUAUCAUACAUGUAUAUAAAUGUAUAUUAUAACUCUCUCACAGUUCUAACUGAAGUUUAUUGUAACAAAUUAAUCUACUGCAUUACAAUUCGCGAUCUAAUAAAGUCCGAAAUACGAUGC
Messenger RNA from Ooceraea biroi (clonal raider ant), 7218 nucleotides. It is a transcript of the gene RhoGEF64C, whose product is annotated as Rho guanine nucleotide exchange factor at 64C. The record is from RefSeq and is a predicted model, not a curated record. Gene Ontology annotation, molecular function: guanyl-nucleotide exchange factor activity. Gene Ontology annotation, biological process: positive regulation of Rho protein signal transduction. Lineage: Eukaryota; Metazoa; Arthropoda; Insecta; Hymenoptera; Formicidae.